Pimephales promelas (fathead minnow) is the source of this 1284-nucleotide messenger RNA. NCBI's taxonomy places the organism in Eukaryota, Metazoa, Chordata, Actinopteri, Cypriniformes, Leuciscidae. The record is from RefSeq and is a predicted model, not a curated record.
AUUUACUGACCCCAAACCUUUGAAUGGUUGUGUAUGUUCAUGGCCAGUGCUGCAAAAUAAUUUUAGAUUAUUAGCAGCCGCUCGUUUGCUGCAAGCUCAUUAUUGUUUCUUAUUACAGAACAUUGUUUGUGCUAGCUAGUGGUAAACAGCAAUGCAACAAUUCAUACAUCCAAUUUGUUAGACUUGACUAGAAAUGUGCUAUUGUUCAUUUUUGCAAUUCACAUCACUUAGCAGCUAAGUUUAUUAAUGUUUAUUACUGCAUACAUACCUGCCUAUAUAAUACUAACUACCUACACUUUGCUUUUGUUUCUGUGAAGCCUAAUAUUUUGUCUUAGUAUGUGUCCUUUCUGCUUGUGUAAUCUGCAGGUGGAAGUGCUGAAAAAAGACCUAGAUCACCAGCAGAUAGAUAACCUGAUGUCUGACACGUUCUCCAAGCGCAGAAAGGAGAUCGUAGGGGAUCAACCUCUCAUUGGGGAUGUCAUGGCUAGAUGGCCGGCCAUGUUCUGUGAGAGACAGGUUCGGGCAGAGUUCAAAAGAGUCGUAAGCACAGACCUUCUCGAAUCGUUUCUCGACGGACUUGAUGACCUGGCACCAAGACUGCUGGAAGUGUACGAAGCUGCGACAAAGUCGGCAAAGAAGCCUGCACUGAAAGCCAUUUUGGACUGUCUGAAGAAAGACGACACAAACGAAAGGAGAAGGACUGCUGCUCUGCUGGGUCUGCCACACUACCUAAGAGAAGAGCCAUCAGACAUCAUCAGGAUGUGUGAUGCCCAUGGUGAGACUCUUGCUGAAGCCAUGGAGGGGGUGCAACUUGGCCUGUUGAUAGGCUACGAAGGUGACAACCAGGAUGCCUUUCCACAUGAGAUCUUCAAUGUGGCUGUUGUGGUUGAGGAGACUGUUGUGCUUCACAACUUCAAGGAUGUGCCAUCGAGCUUUGCCAUGCUUUUGGGGAUUAUCUACUGUGUGAACCUUGAGUAUCCACAAGCCAUGAAGUAUUCUUUUGAAUUCCUUCAGAGGGUAGUGAUGAAGAUCAAACCAGAUCAAGCUUCUGCCAGAGUCCACGGCAUUCGAAACAAGCUCCUGAGGUAUAAUUUGUAAACAAUGCUACACCUGAGAAUGGUUUGGAAUUCUUUUCUUUUUUUCUUCUUUUUCCAUUUGUUUCUGUUGAAAUGCAAGCCAAAGUUGAAGGCAAAAGCAAGCAAACAGGAGAGGAGCCCUGUUUUUUGUUGUUGUUGUUUUUUUUGGACUUGAUCCAUUUGCUUUUGUUGGACUGAAUAAAUUUAA